Messenger RNA from Ipomoea nil (Japanese morning glory), 2361 nucleotides. RefSeq lists its product as uncharacterized. NCBI's taxonomy places the organism in Eukaryota, Viridiplantae, Streptophyta, Magnoliopsida, Solanales, Convolvulaceae. The record is from RefSeq and is a predicted model, not a curated record. The transcript has 4 exons. Bases 1 to 2361 code for a protein of 786 amino acids.
AUGUCGACGAACUCGUCGGAAAGAACAAUCACCACCUCCGUCCCGGCUCCGGCCACCACAUCAAAUCCUCUCUCCUCGGCACAUCACUUUGUGUCAAUUAAACUAACAUCCCGGAACUUUUUAUUCUGGCGCACACAAUUGGUUCCGUUCUUACGGGGCCAAGAACUGCUCGGGUUUAUCACCGGCGAGACCCCCUGCCCGUCGCCGACGAUCGCCAGCGUUCCGGCAGAAUCUUCCACCUCCGAUGUUGCCAAUUCCGUUCGUGUGCCCAAUCCUGAGUUCAAGACGUGGGUGCGGCAAGACACGUCUAUUCUGUCGCUCUUGGUUUCAUCCAUGGCCGACGAAGUAUUACAUCUUGCUGUUAGCCGCAAUACGUCGAAGGAAUUUCAAUCUUUGAGGCAAGGCAACCUCUCCCCGGCGGACUACAUCGGCCAAGCCCAGCUUAUUGUGGAGGCUCUCUCACUCGCCGGACGUCCGCUAUCAUUGGACGAACAAAACCUCUGGGUUUUCCGAGGUCUCCGGCCAGAAUUCAGGAGCAUGGCGUAUUCCCUCACGGUUUCCGGCAAUCCGGUUACGUUACCCCAACUCGCUGACUUCUUGCAGGCGCAAGAGUUUAUUGCGGCAGAUGACCUUUCUCCCGGUCUCACUGGUGGCGGAUCUCCUGCGGCACUCUAUGUUGCGCAGGGCAGUAAUCAGUCAGGGGGUGGCGCUGGAGGACGUCGCGGUAAUUCCGGUGGUGGGCGCGGCAAUCGUGGCAGUCGGGGAGGCCAGUGGCGUGGUGGACGUGGAGGACGUGGUGAUGGUGGACAGGUGAGAUGCCAAAUCUGCAGAGCUCACGGGCAUUCUGCUCUUAAUUGUAACAAACGUUACAACUCACAGCCUGCGCCCCAGGCAAAUCUGACAGUGGCUGGUGAUGAUGUGGCGUCGUCCACUGGUUCGUGGUUCCCGGACACCAAGGCUUCCGCUCACGCCACCCCGGAUGCGUCAAUGCUAUCGCAAUCGUCGGAGUACAAUGGCGGGGACGUGCUACGAGUCGGUAAUGGCACAUGUUUGCAUAUUUCACAUAUUGGGUCCGCGUCUAUUCCUUCUAUGUCCAAACCAUUAAAGUUGUCAAAUGUGUUACAUGAUUCGAUCACACAGGCAGUUCUACUUAAAGGACCUACCUCGGGUGGACUCUAUAAGCUCCCGCUAUCACAAUCCCACUUCGCAUUCCUUAGUUCCCGGGCCACUCCAGUGAUGUGGCAUCGUCGGUUGGGCCAUCCUCACAGUCAAGUCCUUAAUAAAGUGUUGCAAGCCUGUCCAGUCAUUCGCAAUAAAACCGAGUCAUUGGGGUCGUGCACUGCUUGUCAUAUGGGAAAGGCGUCACGCUCCGUGGGCUUCCUGACCCAUAAUAACACAGUCAUCACCGGAACUGCCCAUAGCUGUUGCCCCACCUUCAUCCGGGCCCAGGGCUCCUCACCGGAUACAGCUCCUUUAGCUAUUGAGGGUCCCUCCAGGACCGCCCCGGCUAAGACACGGAAAUCUAAACGCCAACCGGCUCCAGUUCAAGCGCAUGUGAUGCGACUGCGACACAUGACUCGGGGCACAGGUGAACAGUUCCAUGCGCUGACUACGACGACUGACCCAACGUGUUACUCACAGGCCGUAGGACAUCCCCAGUGGCGGGAUGCUAUGGACCAGGAGUUCAAUGCUUUGCUGCAUAAUGGCACUUGGCGGCUUGUACCACCAAAGUCUGACAUGAAUAUCAUUGGGUGCAAAUGGGUGUUCCGCACCAAACACACAGCAGAUGGCUCAGUAGAGCGCUACAAGGCUCGCCUGGUUGCCAAGGGGUUCAACCAAGUAGCCGGUGAAGAUUUUUUCGACACCUUCAGCCCUGUAGUCAAGCCCACCACAGUUCGACUACUCCUAUCUCUAGCGGUGUCCAACAGCUGGACUCUCCGCCAGUUAGAUGUGCAUAAUGCAUUCCUAAAUGGCCAUCUGGAUGAAACUGUGUACAUGAAGCAGCCACCAGGGUACGAGGAUUCCUCACAUCCCGACUACGUUUGUCACCUUCAGCGCUCACUUUACGGUCUCAAACAAGCCCCUAGAGCUUGGUUCAAGAGGCUGCAUGAUUUUUUGAUUUCUGCAGGCUUUCUGCCGUCCAAAAAUGAUGUGUCACUCUUUCACUACACGGCCGGGGCAUCACGGAUUUUCUUGCUUGUCUACGUUGACGACAUCAUUAUGAUGGGGAAUGAUACAUCGUUACUGGACAUGAUGCUACGCCGUCUUUCCACCGCUUUCAAAAUUCGGGAUCUCGGGACUCCGGGGUUCUUCUUGGGCAUUGGAACUCUGGCUCUAGACGGUGGUUAUCUUCUUUCAUAG